Molecule: messenger RNA, 3098 nt
Organism: Xiphias gladius (swordfish)
Lineage: Eukaryota; Metazoa; Chordata; Actinopteri; Istiophoriformes; Xiphiidae
Exons: 14
Coding region: 78-2828 (916 amino acids)
Biological process (GO): homophilic cell-cell adhesion; heterophilic cell-cell adhesion
Cellular component (GO): adherens junction
Source: RefSeq, a predicted model, not a curated record
CGCACACGUACUUCAAAUACCUUUCUGACUUACAUACAUUCAGUUGAUCUAACUCUAUUUUACUCGAUGACACCGUCAUGGGAUGCUCAGGGCUGUUGAUGUUGGGACUCGUCCUAAACGUUGCUCACUGCUUGGAAAUUCCGGGUGAAGAUCCAAUGCUUGAGAUCACACACAACAUCACGGCAGUCCUGGGAGAAGUCGUGUACCUGAGUUGUAGAUAUCUGGGCAAGAGUGAUAUCCAGGGCGCCGAAUGGAAACGCCAGAUUAACUCUAAAAUUAAAUCCAAGGGACUGGCAGGAUUUUCAGAUCGUGGGCCGUUUAGCCGCCACGGCUUCUCAGAUCCGGACUCUCUCACCAACCUCACAGUUCAGAUGAGGGUGUCCAGCGUGGAAGUAGAGGGAGAAUACAUCUGUGAGUUUGAAUCAGAGGAGGGGUAUUUUUCUGACAGCGCAUUUGUCACAGUAGUAGCUCGGCCUGAUAUACAGAUCUUCGUGAAUGCAGAGACCAUAAACGGUACUCACUAUCAGUCGGUGUCAUGCUCUGCUGUCGGUGGCAGGCCCAUGCCUCGGAUCAGCUGGUUGGUCAACGGCCUUCCUCCAUUAGAUUACCCCUUCAAUGUGAGCGUGAGUAACACCGCUCACUCAAACGGCACAUCCACCCUGAGCAGCAUCCUCCGCUUCCCCACCCAUCUGCAGGACGAGGACAGCGUGACCUGUGAGGUUCAACACCCGACCCUCCCAAACCCCAACCUCACCACAGUGGGGGUUGAAACGUAUGCGAGGCCAAAUGUGACCAUUAAAGCAGAGGUGGUACAACAAGGAGGAAAUGAGUUCUGGGUGGUCUCGUGCAUUUCAUCUGGAGGGAGACCUGACACUGACAUUUCCUUGGCUUUGAACACCGAUGAAGAGCUGCGGAGAGAAAACAUCACAGACACAGACAUGCAGAGAAGCUCGGUCCUCCUCCCAGCAACAACGUACGAGGGCCAUAACGUCACCUGUGUGUUUGACCACCCCAAAUUUACGCACAGCGAGUCACGGGUCGUAACACUGCCAUCUUUUUAUUUGUCUGGAGUUCAGUUGUUGGACUCAAAGCCGGGAAGCAUCAGUGACGACUUCCAGGGCACGGAAUCUUUAGAGCUGCAGGAAGGACAGAGUGAAAUCGUUAUCGUCCUAGAGGUCCUCGGGAAUGUGCCACGUUACAAUGUUACCUGCAAAAAAGAGGACGGGCCCUUGCCCGAGGGUUUGGAGCUGGUUGGCCGUAGCCUCACAGUUCAGGGUCCUGUGGAGCGUCAGCAUGCAGGCCUGUAUGAAUGUGUCGUCUCCUAUCACCGUCUUAAAGCAAUGCUGCAGUUCAACAUCACAGUUCAACCCCAUGUUAUACAGCCUGUUCCUCCCACAAUACGAGUUGAUUUGCAGGCUAAAGAUGGACACAGGGUGAUUGAGUGCUCAGCAGCUGAUGCUGUUCCUGCGGCCAACGUAUCCUGGCUUCUACCAAAGGGUGUGUCUGGAGUCUCUUGGUCCAAUUUCUCUUCUCAUAAUGGAAGCCACUCUGUCAGGGGAGUUUUUCUCCUCCCUGCCUGCUUGCCUUGGGAGCUCACUGCAGAGUGUGUGAUAAAUCACCCAGCAUUUGAGGAGCCAGAGAACAGAAGCAUAACUCUCCCUCUUUGCGCUCGCCCUAACAUUACCGUCAACUCCAGCACCGAGUGGAAAGAUGGUGAACAGUUCACAACGGUGGACUGCUCUGCAGACAGUGUUUCCACUGCAGCAAAUAUAGCCUGGCGUGUUGAAAACAGUGACAACAGCACCAUCAGUUAUCUUUCAGAGUCUGAAGUCCAAGCUGAUGGUUUGGUUUCAGCCCGCAGCUCUGUGCACUUCUUGUCCUCUUUGUAUGCAGGUCAGAAUUUGACCUGCACGGUUGAGCAUCCGAGCCUGGAGGCAUCAGAGAAAAGAACAAUACACAUUCCUGAGAACAGAGUCCCACUGACGAGUGUGUCUGUGGUGAGACAGCAGGACUCUCAUCUCUGGCUGGCAGUGUGUGACUGCAGAGGGGAGGGUGUCGGGAUGAACCUCGCCUGGGUUCUUCCUGAAAAUGCCAAAGGCCAAACAUCCCUGCACUCAGAGUAUGAAGGACGCUCCCUGAAAGCCAGGCUGACUUAUCAGUUUGAUCUGUCCCUUCAUGAAGGGCAGGACCUGACCUGUGUGUACCGGUUUGAGCAUGGGAUCACAAAGAAGAUGAGCGUUCAUAUCCCCAGAUACUACAUCUCCGCUGUGAGAGUCCUGAACCACACGACUCCUCUGCAAAGUCGCUACAGUGGUGAUCCCGUCAUACACAGACUAGCUCUCCGGGAAAAUCAUCACAACCAGAAAAUACUGCUCCAAGUCGAAGGCAACGUGCCACAGUAUGACCUCAGCUGUAGGAGGAGUGAUGGCUCAUUGGUUCAAAUGGAAGGCCAUGCAAUGGUCUUACAGUCAGAGCUCACGGAGCAGGACGAAGGCCUGUACAACUGCCGGGCAUCCUUCUAUCACCACACGGCCACGGUCAAGAUUCAAGUGGAGGUCACGCAUGAGGACAAACAUUUUGCGCUGGUAGCCAUAAGUUGCAUCUCUUUGGCCCUGGCCAUCAUCCUCGUCCUCGUUGUCACUCUCUGGGUGUGCUGUGGAGGAAAUAGCAGGACACAAUAUAAGGAAUCUCUCUCGGCCCUGACAUCUCUGAUGCAGGAGCCCGGCUCCCCUGAGGUGAAGAAGCCAGCUGUGAUGGAAAAAGACAGUAAGGAACCUGCUCAUAUGGUCACUUACUCCAUAGUCAUUGAUGUGAAGAGCAUGGUGUGAAGAUAAAGGUGCUCUGCAGGGCUUUGUAUUCAAGAUUCAGCUUUUUCAAAGUGCACAAACCAGAUAUGAGGGCUUACUGGCACUGCAACACCGUUCAUGAUUUCAGUGUAUUUUUAUGUGACUAUAGCAUUUAAAGUGGAAGAAUGCACUGUUUUUGCACCGAAACACCUUUCCUUUUUAAAGUUUUGGGGUUUUGAUUGAUUGCCAUUAAUGAUUUUAAAUGCGUUACUUUUGCACUUUUUCACCUUACUUGAAUUUUGUACUUGUUUU